Messenger RNA from Hemiscyllium ocellatum (epaulette shark), 2570 nucleotides. RefSeq names its product protein-tyrosine sulfotransferase 2-like. Gene Ontology annotation, cellular component: Golgi apparatus. Lineage: Eukaryota; Metazoa; Chordata; Chondrichthyes; Orectolobiformes; Hemiscylliidae. Bases 320 to 1465 code for a protein of 381 amino acids. The transcript has 7 exons. Gene Ontology annotation, biological process: peptidyl-tyrosine sulfation. Gene Ontology annotation, molecular function: protein-tyrosine sulfotransferase activity. The record is from RefSeq and is a predicted model, not a curated record.
UUUUAAAGUAGCGACCGGCUCGAGCUGGGGACCGGUACGGGCGCGAUGGUCGGACAGCGGCUCGAGACGCGGUGCUGCCGCCACUGAAAAAUAACGGCAGCCAGAAGGCGAUCGGACCGCCUCCCAUCAAUUCAUGAGGUUUUUGUAAUUUAUUCAUUUACGUGGAAAAGACAGCAGUAGAUGUCAAAAUGAUGAUUUCUCAACACAAGAUUGUUAAUUCUGCCUCUGAGAGCUGCAAUGAAACCUUAUUAAAAUGAGAAAACCUGAACAUUGAAGCUGAAAAGCCAUAUAUGCCCAUACAGGAGUGAAACUAUCCAAUAUGCGUGUCAGCAUGAGAAGAAUCGUUCUGCUUGCUUGCUGUGCUGUUGCUACUAUGAUGGUGUUCCACAUGGGCCAGCACAUGUGGGAAUGUCAACAGAUAUUGAAUCAGAAUGGGGGCUGGUUCAAUGGCAUACGAACACAUAGUAUGAUGAAACCAGAAAAGGAUGAAUUGGUCAUGUAUAACUCAAAAAACAUUGAAUUUCGCUACAGUAAAAAUAUGCCUCUAAUCUUCAUAGGAGGAGUUCCCCGAAGUGGGACAACAUUAAUGCGAGCCAUGAUGGAUGCACAUCCAGAAAUACGCUGUGGUGAAGAAACUCGGAUCAUUCCACGUGUGCUGGCCAUGCGUCAGGUGUGGUCUAAAUCAGAACGUGAAAAGAUGCGCUUGAAUGAGGCAGGAGUGACGGACCAUGUCCUAGACGCGGCAUUACAAGCAUUUAUUUUAGAAGUAAUUGCAAAACAUGGUGAACCAGCAAAAUACUUAUGCAAUAAGGACCCUUUCACCUUAAAAUCGUUAAUUUAUCUGUCCAAACUGUUUACACAAUCUAAAUUUAUUCUGAUGAUACGAGAUGGCCGGGCAUCAGUGCAUUCCAUGAUUACAAGAAAAGUGACAAUAGCUGGAUUUGAUCUUAACAGCUACAGGGAUUGUAUAAUCAAAUGGAAUAAGGCUAUUGAAAUUAUGUAUGGACAGUGUAUGGAGGUGGGACCCUCCAGAUGCCUCUCUGUUUAUUAUGAGCAACUAGUACUACAUCCCAGAAAAACUAUGGAGAAGAUCAUGACAUUUCUGGAUAUUCCAUGGAAUGAUGCUGUUUUACAUCAUGAAGAACUAAUAGGAAAAUCCGGAGGAGUCUCGCUUUCAAAAAUAGAACGAUCCACUGACCAGGUUAUCAAGCCAGUAAAUCUUGAGGCCUUGACAAAAUGGGUGGGACAUAUUCCAAAUAGUGUGGUUGAAGAUAUGGCACGAAUAGCACCUAUGUUGGCCAAGUUGGGAUAUGAUCCCAAUGCCAACCCACCAAAUUAUGGGAAUCCUGACGCACUGGUUAUAAAUAAUACCAAAAGGGUCUUACAAGGUGACUUUAAAACACCUGUCAACUUAAAAGGACCUUCUCCGGUAAAGCUGAAUGUUACAGCAACUGGAUUUCGGUAGCAACAAAACCGUGGAUAAUGACAGAGGGAAUCAGAUUGUCUGGAAGACAACAGAAAAUGAAGUUACUGGAAACCUAAACUGGAAGCAUAAACACCUGCUGGGAGAACCUAUCUGUGCACAUUGUGGAGUUCUAAUGGAAGGAAUGUAUCUGUGACUAUCUUACUGAAUUUUACCUCCUUGUGAAGAAAGUUAAUUUCAUGAUUCUUCUCCAAAGCUAAUGUUUGCUAAAUGUUUCCAAGGUGAAGUCAUUCGUGCAAAGAUCUGUGUUCAUAUUGUAAAUGAUGUUACAUCUAUAGUUUUCUGUGAUGGCUGUUUUUUUUAAAUUUCGCCACGCUCCCUCCUUCAUUGACCAUUAUGAAAUGAGCAGUGCUUUAAGCUGUGGUAUUAUUUCCUAUCAGCACUAUGACAAUCAAGAAUGUGUAAUCCUUAUGGUUUUUCUCUUACAAAGUCUUUUUAAUAAUGGAUAUUGAGCAUACUUGAUCAAUUAAUAUUAAUCAAUUUCAAAGUUAAAACUAAUAGUUUCCCCAGAAGAUAACCAGUGUCUAAGUGAAAUUCAAGCAAGGAGUUCCAAUAACAGUUUAUGUUUAAUAGCUAAACCCUGAAUAGAGCAUACUAAAAGCAGAAGGUGCUGGAAAUACUCAGUAGGUAGCAUCUGUAUACAGAGUAUAAUAUUUCUUAAAUUCUGAAAAUCCAGUUUGGUUUUAUCAUGUUAAAAAUGGUGAUUUUGUUUUUAAAGACCUUCAAGCAAAGUUUUUGUCUUUUGAUUUUUGACUGUCAUGACUGGCGGUCUACUACAGUUUUGCUUUGGCUGACCAGAAUGUAUUAAAGCUCAGGAGAAUUUGAGCUGAAGGUGACAUAAAUCUGCAUCCAUGUAAAGUCUGGUACCAGUAGUGGACUGAUAGAAAGCAUUCACCUUGAACUUUAAGUAAAUAGCAUUGCAAGAAGCUGGGUCUUAAUGUUAUAAAUGCCUUCACUGGAGUAAUGCCAUGUGACGUAGGAUACUUCAUAAUACUGUGAUAUGUUCUGUAUAACUUCCAGAUCUUCAGUUGUAAAUUGCACAAAACUUCAGUUAUCUGCAUAUUAUUAAUUGAUUAUGUUGCCAAAA